Molecule: messenger RNA, 1512 nt
Organism: Zea mays
Lineage: Eukaryota; Viridiplantae; Streptophyta; Magnoliopsida; Poales; Poaceae
Source: RefSeq, a predicted model, not a curated record
AACAACACACAAAAAAAGGAGCCACUAGGCCUUAUGUGUGGUGUGUCUUGUGAGAAAUUACCAGGUGCAUUUCUCAGGAAAGGACAUAAAAGAAAGGUGCAUCUCAGUGGGGGAAUCAGGUGCCCGGGAAAGGUAGGUGGGAGACGAAGUUUCUCGCGCGCAGGCGAUGAGAAGAACAGUGGCUUCAAAGUGGAGGGCAAAAAAAAAAAAAGAAUUAACUAUGGAUGCUACAACCAACAAGCACCGACGAAAGAAAAAAAAGGAUAAAAGAAGUGGAGAGGCGUUCCUCUUUCACUUUGGAGGAAACCACAAAAAUGCAAAAUCACACAGGACAUGACGGGCCCCGGAACAGGAGAGAAGCAAAAGCGAAAGCACCACCUGCCGUCCAAGCACCAAAGGCAUGCACGAAGAAUCGGCUCGGCCCCCAAAAAGCACAGGGCCCAGGCGCCCACCGCGCAGCCUGCCAGGCGGGGGAGCCGUUGGAUGUCGCACAAACUGCCCAGUCCUCCGCAGUGGAGUACAGCGCCAGCGAGCCACCAGCACCCUCAUCCUCCGUUUCGCGGCUCACAGAGAUACCUCAAAACCCAACCAGGCCGGCGUCCAGGUGUCCACAGAAAGAGGAGAGCAGAGAGAGCGGGAGAUCAUGGAGCUCUGCGUCUCUACCACUGCCUCCGUCCGCGCCACCGCCGCGCCCAUAUCCUUCGCCCCGCCCCGGCGAGGCGCGUCUGCUUCCACCGCCCUCCCGCUCCACCGCCGAAUCCCAACUCGAGGCUGGUGUUGCGCCAGCGCGGCCGUGCCUGACCCGGCGCCCUCCGAAGAGCUCGCAUCCGCCUCCUACACCGUCGUCGUCGCGGACAAGCCCGAUUCGCCUGCCGAUGACAAGGUCGACGAGGUUAGCGCCGCGCCUAGUGGCUCCGCGGAGGCGCCCGUAGCAGAACCGGUGUCAUCAGAGGCGUCCCCGUCCCCGUCCACGGAUGACGGCGGUCUGGAUGAGAUACUAAGCAAGUUGAACAUUGAAGUGACUCCGAUUUUAAUCCUCACUGGAUCUGGUGCCUUUGUUGCUUUAUGGAUCCUAUCUUCUGUUGUUUCUGCAGUUGAUUCAGUCCCCCUGCUCCCAAAAUUGCUGGAAUUAGUAGGAACUGGUUACUCAAUUUGGUUCACCGCACGGCAUCUCCUUUUCAAGGAAAGCAGAGAUGGCAUGUUUGCAAAGUUCAAGGAUAUCAAAGAGAGGAUCAUUUGAUCUACCAUCGAUAUCUGGUCACGUGUUUAGGCUUUACAGCCUGCUUAUUAUUAGGUUUUCUCCCCUUUCAAAUAUUACUGAAGGGGUAAAGAAGGUCGUAUAUCUAAUUUUUCUUCUCACGGGGUCUGUCAUUAGGCUUCUCAAGUUUGGCUAGUGUGCUUCUUCAGGUCACUCUCGAUGUUUUUUACUCAAUCCUAUGUGUAUGCUGCCGAAUAAAGCUUUAAAAAGAUGAAUGCAAUUAGUAUGUUCUCGCUCCUAUGCAAGUUUUGAAA